CCCUUUCCCCUUCACUUUCUUCUUUAGGGUUUUUGGCAGAAAUGGCGACUCGUUAUCUAACUCGUUCUCUACUCAGUACUCUCUCUCGCUCAUACACUCCUCUUUCUCUCUCUACACCUCUUCCAUCUUCUUUCUCUCUCCUCCGCCUUCGUCCUCUGAUCGCCGUAGCAGCCAAUCUCCGAACCUUCUCUCCGGCGACGCCGACGGUGGCGACGUCGUUGCGAGGUUUCGCGACUCGCCAAACGUCGUCGUCGUUGAAUGACCCGAACCCGAACUGGUCUAACCGUCCACCGAAGGAGACGAUUCUGCUUGAUGGAUGUGAUUUUGAGCACUGGCUUGUUGUGAUGGAGAAGCCUGAAGGUGAUCCUACAAGAGAUGAGAUUAUCGAUAGUUACAUCAAAACCCUUGCUACGAUUGUCGGAAGUGAGGAAGAAGCAAGAAUGAAGAUCUACUCUGUCUCGACAAGACAUUACUAUGCAUUUGGAGCUCUUGUAUCGGAAGAACUUUCUUACAAGCUAAAAGAAUUGCCGAAGGUUAGAUGGGUGCUUCCUGAUUCCUACCUGGACGUUAAAAAUAAAGAUUAUGGAGGGGAACCUUUUAUCAAUGGACAGGCUGUACCAUAUGACCCAAAAUACCACGAGGAGUGGGUGAGAAACAAUGCCCGAGCUAAUGAGAGAAACAGACGGAAUGACCGACCUCGUAACUUUGAUAGGUCCCGAAAUUUUGAGAGAAGAAGAGAGAUGCAGAACCCUGGAUCCAACAUGGGUGGUGGACCUCCCAAUAUGAGGAAUGCGUCACCCCCCAACAUGGGAGGGAUGCAGCAGCAGCAGCCCAACAUUGGCGGGAUGCAGCAGCAGCCCAACAUUGGCGGGAUGCAGCAGCCCAACAUGGGAGGGAUGCAGCAGCAGCCCAACAUUGGCGGGAUGCAGCAGCCCAACAUGGGAGGGAUGCAGCAGCAGCCCAACAUUGGCGGGAUGCAGCAGCCCAACAUGGGAGGGCCACCCAACAUGCAGCCCAACAUGGGAGGUGCACCGCAUAACUAUGGUGGAGGGCCUCCCAGAAACUAUGGUGGAGCGCCUCCCAAUAACUAUGGUGGAGCACCAAACAAUCCAACCAAUUUUCAAUACAAUGGUGGAUCAAACAAUGGGGGCAUGCCUUACCAAACAGGUCCUGGGCCAAACCAGAACUAUGCAUCAAAUACAUCUGGUGGAAACCAUUAUCAGAACCCAAAUAUGCCUCCAAAUCAGAACUAUGCUCCGAAUACGUCUGGUGGAAACCCUCAACAGAAUCAAAACAUAUCUGGAAGAGAUCCAAAUUAUCAAUAGGCGAUUGUAGAUAAGUAUGUAAUGUUUGCAUCUUUGGACGGGUCUAAGCGAUAAUUGCAGGUAACAUUUGCAUCUUCGGACUAUUUACACUAUUAUGGCUACAGAUGUUUUCAAGGCGACAAUGGAGAUCUCUUUUUGUUAGAAAGCCUUAACCAGCCCUUAUGUAGAUGGCCUAUUAGAAUGCCCUAUGUUACACUUGUAUUUGCCCUUGCCAUUAACGGAGCGCCAUUGUAACUUGAUCUAUGAGAUGCCUUUCUGUUUUUAUGCAAUGGAUUAAGAAACUAAAAGGCACUAGGCCAACAGUUAUAAUACUUAUUAUUAAGAGUGCUCGAGGUUGAGAGUUCUGUGAAUGAAGAGCAUGACGACGAACAACUUAUGUUGCUCGGACUCUUGAAAAGCA
Messenger RNA from Solanum dulcamara, 1725 nucleotides. Its product is annotated as multiple organellar RNA editing factor 8, chloroplastic/mitochondrial. The transcript has 5 exons. The record is from RefSeq and is a predicted model, not a curated record. The coding region runs from base 42 to 1325 and encodes 427 amino acids. Gene Ontology annotation, biological process: mitochondrial mRNA modification; cytidine to uridine editing. Gene Ontology annotation, cellular component: mitochondrion. NCBI's taxonomy places the organism in Eukaryota, Viridiplantae, Streptophyta, Magnoliopsida, Solanales, Solanaceae.